UUCUAUUUGUGGGUCGAGGCGCUCCAUAAACCGCCACUGAAAUUUUUGUUAAAAGAAUCAUCCUUCUCCCGCAGUCUGAGAUUUAUUCGAAAUGGAAGACAAUAAAACCCUAAUAAAACAACAACCGCAACCAGAGCUUGAAGCCGACGAAUUCCGAGAAGAGUUCAAAUGCUGUGUUUGCCUGGAUCUUCUUUACAAGCCAGUUGUAUUAGGCUGCGGCCACAUUUCAUGUUUCUGGUGUGUCUUCAAUGCCAUGAAUGCUGUUCGUGAGUCCUAUUGUGCAGUUUGUCGGCGCCCAUAUAAUCAUUUUCCUAGUAUCUGUCAGUUGCUGCAUUUCUUACUCCAGAAGUUGUAUCCUGAAGCAUAUAAGCAACGGGAAAAACAAGUGAGAGAAGAAGAAGAGGAAUUUGGUUACUUCUCACCUCAAUUUGAUAAUCCAUUAUCUGGAUCACAUCCUACUGAGGAGUCAAAUAUUCUGGACAAUGUUCAGUCAAAGAACUCUGAAAGUUGUUCGUCUGGGGUAGGAGGAUCUCCUUCAUUUGUAAAUUCACCAGAAACUACGUUAGAUGAUGAAGCUAAUAGUAAAAGGCCUACAACAUCUUUAAAGAAUGUUGAAGCUACUGGAAAUGCAGCCAUCAAAGAAGACUGUUUGCAUGAUUGUGGUCCUGAAAAUGGAACUCACAAUAAGGUUUCUGUUUCUGAUCUACUGUGUGCUGCAUGCAAGAACCUGCUCUUUCAACCUGUUGUUCUCAAUUGUGGCCAUGUAUAUUGUAAAUCCUGUAUCAACAUCCCAGUUGAUGGAGUUUCUAGGUGUCAGAUUUGUCAAAGCAUGCAUCCGAAUGGAUUCCCUAGUGUUUGCUUAAUUUUAGAACAUUUCUUGGAGGAGCAAUAUCCUGAAAUAUAUGCACAGAGACGAUCAUCUUCAAUAAAACAAGCUGAUUUGCAUGCUCGUCAACGUGCUGGCCAGCCAGUGUCAACGCUUUCUGAUGAUUACUUAUCCGGCUGGUCUGGGGUCGGGCAGCAUGUUCAUUUUGGAAUUGGUUGUGAUUGCUGUGGGAUGUCUCCAAUUAUUGGGGAGAGGUACAAAUGUAAAGACUGCAUGGAGAAAAUGGGUUUUGACCUAUGUGGAGCAUGCUAUAAUGCUCCUUUUAAGAUCCCUGGACGAUUCAAUCAGCAACAUAAACCAGAGCACGUGCUUGAGCUUGUACCACCACCGAUAAUACAUAUGCAAAUGCUUGCCUACGAGUCAGAUGAAGAUGGUGCCGAAUUUCAGGACAACCUAGAUAAUAUCCCUGCCGCUCCCAUUCCACAAGAUCCAGAAAAUGGCCCUAACAAUGUGCAAAAUGUUUAUCCUGCUUUUGUAAUGUCAGUUGAUAACUUAGAUCCAGAUGAUGAUUCUGAUGGCGGUGCUUCACCAGAUGUGAUUCAAGAAUGCGAAGGUACCAACCAGCCUAGAAACUAACUAUUUUCAAAUUCUUGUUAGAUACAUUUACCCAAAACAACGAAUCAUGUGUCAAAUUUUUAUGGUUUGAUUUUGUUGAAUGAGAAAUGCAUGAAGAAUUUAGGUUACUUUUUCUGUGAGGAUGAGGCUUUUCACUCCCAUCAAUAUUCAGCAAAUAGAUUAGAGAUACCAAUAGCCAACACCUUGGCAUUUUUUUUCUUUUGGGUCAAGAACAGUUGCAUUAUUCUUUUCAUGUUCACCUUUGUUGCAAAAUAAAGAGGUGAACUUUGUAGAUCUCAAAGGUACUUUGUCAUAUCAAUUGAUUGUAUUUGAUUAAAUUCCCUGCAUUAUAUUUUUUCGGUUGAUCAUGUCGUUGCACCAAUAUAUAUGUAACCAAGUUGUAACUUGUACACAUCAGAAUGUUGUGGCUUCAAUUACGGACUCUGU
Prunus avium (sweet cherry) is the source of this 1888-nucleotide messenger RNA. Its product is annotated as E3 ubiquitin-protein ligase PRT1-like. Gene Ontology annotation, molecular function: zinc ion binding; ubiquitin protein ligase activity. The record is from RefSeq and is a predicted model, not a curated record. NCBI's taxonomy places the organism in Eukaryota, Viridiplantae, Streptophyta, Magnoliopsida, Rosales, Rosaceae. Gene Ontology annotation, biological process: proteasome-mediated ubiquitin-dependent protein catabolic process.